UUCCAGGCAACUGUCAGGCAGCCUCUCUCUGCUGAUCACCUAGGAGAAUGGCAGACCCUAUAAGACUGGGCGCUCUGCUGCUCCUGGUCGGCACUGCUCUUUGUGCACCUCUGGGUUCCGCGGUUGGAACCCACAGUCUUCACUAUAACCUCACAGUGAGGUCCCAAGGUGGAUCAGUGCAAUCAAGGUCCUUUGCCAAUGGUUAUUGGGACCAUCAGCUCUUCCUUCACUUUGAUAGUGACAAAAAAGAAAGUGUAAAGCCCCAGGGGCCAUGGGCAGAAAAACCUUUGGGAACUGAAAGCUGGGACACAGAGAUCCAGGAGUUGGCAGAGCACAGCAAGAAUCUAAAAGCAACCCUGGCAGAUAUCAAUGCCUGGCAAGAGCAGAAAGGAGGGUCUCAUUUCCUCCAGGAGACUUGGGGCUGCAAGAUUCACAAGGACAACUGCACCAGGGCCUUCUGGAAUUUCUACUAUGAUGGGGAGCCCUUCCUUUCCUAUCAUCCAGAGACACGCAGCUGGACAGUGGAGCCAUCCUCAGCUCAGAACUUGGCUAUGGAAGUCAAGAAUUCCUGGGAUGCAGAUGACAUACAAAACAAGGAUUACUGGGCCCAAGUGCAGGGAGAGCUUUGUGGAAGACUCAGGAGAUAUCUAAUCUUCUGGAAGGACUCCCCUGGAGCCUCUGCCCAGAGAACCUUGUGUGAGUUUAUCGUGUUGUGAUUUGCCUGUCCUGUCACACCGCUAGAUAGAGACAGGAGGGUGUAUGUGCCCAGACACAAGUGAGCCCUCACCUCCCUGCCUGAUAUGAUAGCAUAGAGAGCUCCCACCUGGCCCCACAACCCUCGACCCCCCAAAAUACCCCUCAUCACCUCACAAACCAGAAUUCCUAUAACACCCCCUAUUUAACAUAACACGUUGAAGUGAGAAUGUGAGGCCACAAGCCCAGUGACCAUCCUCCUGCCAGUCAGAGGACUCAGGCUCCAGGUUGAAAACAGACUUGUGGACCUCACUUCAAUGAGGUCUUGGGCCAGAGUCAGAAGAGUGGAGAAGGGGAGUGAGGCUUGGUCACAUGCCUGACUAUUUUUGCCUUUGUUUCCUUCCAGUGUUUCCAGCAGUGAAUGUGACCUGUGCUGAGGCCCUGGAGGACACCAUCAAUGUGACAUGUUGGGCUUUUGGCUUCUAUCCCCAGAAUAUCUCUGUGACCUGGCUUCAGGAUGGGGAACCCCUGAGCCAGGGCACCCAGCAGUUUGGUGGUAUCUUUUCCUAUGAGAAUGGGACCUACCAGACCUGGGUGUCUACCAGGAUUCCCCAAGGACUGGAGCAGGGGUUCAGCUGCCAUGUGGGACACAGCGGGAACAACAGCACUGGCUUUGU
Ictidomys tridecemlineatus (thirteen-lined ground squirrel) is the source of this 1370-nucleotide messenger RNA. The record is from RefSeq and is a predicted model, not a curated record. NCBI's taxonomy places the organism in Eukaryota, Metazoa, Chordata, Mammalia, Rodentia, Sciuridae.